This is a messenger RNA of Lentinula edodes (shiitake mushroom), 2374 nucleotides long. Its product is annotated as Hsp70 protein-domain-containing protein. Lineage: Eukaryota; Fungi; Basidiomycota; Agaricomycetes; Agaricales; Omphalotaceae. Gene Ontology annotation, molecular function: ATP-dependent protein folding chaperone; heat shock protein binding; ATP binding. Gene Ontology annotation, cellular component: mitochondrion; cytoplasm. Gene Ontology annotation, biological process: cellular response to unfolded protein; protein refolding. Bases 33 to 1916 code for a protein of 627 amino acids. The record is from RefSeq and is a predicted model, not a curated record. The transcript is spliced from 11 exons.
CGUUCUUUAGUCCUCUUCUGUUCAUUACCACCAUGUCUUUUCUCGCUGCUCGUAACCUCCGUUUUGCUGCAACCAGGACAGGUCCUUAUGCUGGCCUUCCGCGUUCCCUAAUUGCACGAAACAUGAACUCCAAAGUCAACGGCCCAGUCGUCGGUAUUGACCUGGGAACAACAAAUUCUUGUGUCUCUGUUAUGCAGGGGAAGGAUUCAUUGGUUAUUGAGAACGCGGAAGGUGUUAGGACCACACCUUCCGUAGUUGCAUUCACAAAACACGGCGAACGCCUCGUUGGUCUUCCUGCCAAACGUCAAGCUGUUGUCAACUCUGCGAACACUGUUUACGCAUUCAAGCGGUUAAUUGGACGGAUGUACAAAGACCAGGAAGUCCAAGAUGACAUGAAGCACUGGCCUUUCAAGGUUGUCGCCAAAUCUGACGGCAGGCCAGCUGUUGAAAUUGAUAAUGAUGGAAAAAAGCAACAACUAUCAGCAGAGGAGUUGUCAUCUAUGGUACUCACAAAGAUGAAGGAGACCGCUCAGCAAUUCUUGAACAAGAACGUUAGCCACGCUGUCAUCACGGUCCCUGCCUACUUCAAUGACGCCCAACGUCAAGCCACGAAAGACGCUGGUCAGAUUGCUGGUCUUGAUGUUCUUCGUGUCAUCAAUGAACCUACGGCUGCCGCAUUGGCCUAUGGUCUUGGUGGUGAAGACUUCGACAUUGUCCUCGUUGAGCAUCUCUUGAACGAGUUCAAGAAGGAGUCAGGCAUUGACCUCAGCGGUGACCGUAUGGCCAUUCAGCGUAUUCGUGAAGCGGCAGAGAAGGCCAAAAUCGAACUUUCCUCCACCACCCAGACCGAGAUCAAUCUUCCGUUCAUCACUGCGGAUGCGUCUGGACCAAAACAUAUCAACACUAAGCUUCUUCGUUCCCAGUUCGAAUCUUUGGUUGACCCUCUCGUCAAGCGUACCACUGACCCAUGUAAAAAGGCUUUGAGCGAUGCUGGAGUCAAAGCUUCCGAGAUAAACGACGUUAUUCUUGUGGGUGGUAUGACUCGUAUGCCCCGUGUCGGCGAGACCGUAAAGAGCAUCUUCGGGCGUGAGCCAUCAAAGGGUGUCAACCCUGACGAAGCGGUUGCUAAGGGUGCUGCUAUUCAGGGAGGCGUUCUUGCUGGAAGUGUUACAGACAUUCUGCUUCUCGAUGUCACUCCUCUUUCUCUCGGUAUCGAGACCCUGGGGGGUAUCAUGACCAAGCUCAUCAACCGUAACACCACUAUUCCGACCAAGAAGUCGCAGGUCUUCUCCACUGCCGCCGACGGGCAAACUGCCAUCGAGGUCAAAAUUUACCAGGGAGAACGUGAGAUGGUUCGUGACAACAAGCUAUUGGGCAACUUCAACCUCGUUGGCAUCCCUCCGGCUCCCAAAGGUGUUCCUCAAAUUGAGAUCACCUUCGACAUCGAUGCCGAUGGUAUUGUCAACGUGGCAGCCAAGGAUAAGGCUACUAACAAGGACCAGUCGAUGACCAUCGCUUCUUCGUCUGGCCUGUCUGACAAGGACAUCGAGAAGAUGGUGUCGGAUGCUGAGCAGUUUGCUGAGAGCGACAAGGCUCGUCGUUCUCUCAUUGAGGAAGCCAAUAAGGCAGACUCUGUCUGUGCAGAUACCGAGAAGGCUAUGAAUGAAUUCAAGGACCAGAUUGAUGCUACUGAGAAGGAGAAGGUCGCACAGCUCAUCACUGAGCUGCGUGAGUUGGCCCAGAAAGGCCAAAAUGCAGACCCCUCAAUCACUGCUGAGACGAUACGCGAGAAGAUCAACGAGGCUCAGCAAGCGUCGCUUGGCCUGUUCCAAAAGGUUUACGAGAAGCGUAAUGCCGAGUCAUCAGAGGAAAAGCCUACUGAGGAUUCAGAAAAGAAGGAAGAGAAGAAGGAUUAAGCAAUCUGUUCUUCUCAUCCCUUUUCAUUAUCGCCAUGCCCUGCCGUUCCUCUGCAUCCUGUGCUCAUGACUUAACCGACCGCGCACCUCUAUUCCAUGUAUCUCCUUAAUCUCUCGCCUUACACGGCCUUGAUCAUUCCGCUCUUUCACGAACGCCUUCGAUAUAAUAUGCUUUACGCGUCCCUGCUACGUUUCUAAACUGCGUUCUUCUGGGGAGGCGGAAUGGAAAAGUAUAUCUCUACGACACCUGCUCUGAUUUUGCAUUAUACAAUCUUACAUUAUUCACCCUGCAUGUAUGGCAUAGUUUUUUUUGAUAGCUAACACCCCCCUCAGUGCUCUAUUGUGUUGCUCUGCUCAUUGGUUUGCGUUGCUUCCCAAGUUACUUAAAUUCCGUUAUACACUUUGUAUCGUAGGCAGCAAUGUACCAUUAUCGGCAAUGCAACAUGUUUCUGGAUAUA